Messenger RNA from Crotalus tigris (Tiger rattlesnake), 1099 nucleotides. It is a transcript of the gene RNASEK, whose product is annotated as ribonuclease K. The transcript is spliced from 3 exons. Gene Ontology annotation, molecular function: RNA endonuclease activity. The coding region runs from base 191 to 487 and encodes 98 amino acids. The record is from RefSeq and is a predicted model, not a curated record. NCBI's taxonomy places the organism in Eukaryota, Metazoa, Chordata, Lepidosauria, Squamata, Viperidae.
UGCCCCGCCCCGUAGGGCUCGUCCAUCGCUUCCCGGCGCAGGGGAGGCCAGCGAAGCUGCGGCGUCCCCCGCUCCCUCGUGCGAGUGGUGGCGCUCCGCUGGUGACCUGCCAAGGGCGGGCGGCGGCGGCGGCGGAGUCUGCGGGGGGCGCUCGGUCGGUCGGUCGCGGGCUUCGUGGUUCCGCCAGGCCAUGGUUUCGCUGCUGUGCUGCGGGCCGAAGAUGGCCGCCUGCGGGAUCGUGCUGAGCGUCUGGGGAGUCAUCAUGCUGGUGCUCCUGGGCCUCUUUUUCAACGUCCACUCCGCUGUCCUGAUUGAAGACAUUCCAGCCAACGAGGAAGAUUUCACGUCCGGGGUAAAAAGGAUCCACGCGCUCUAUGACCAAGUCAGCUACAACUGCUUCAUUGCCGCCGGCCUCUACUUCGUCCUGGGGGGCUUCUGCUUUUGCCAAGUGCGCCUCAACAAACGGAAGGAGUACCUGGUCCGCUAAUGACCCCCCUACUCUGCUGGAGCCCCUCCCCCCGUUUCUGUCGAUUCCCUCUUGCGCAGGAAAGUGUCCCUGUCUGGCACCAGGAAAGAGAAGGGGGGGUUCCUGGCACUGUGUGUGGAGCCCCGUUUCUCACUCGGCCAGCAGCAUGGGGACCUCUGUCCCCCUCUGCUCUGCCCUUGGUUCCCUUUCUUUAAACCCGAGGAAGAGGUCAGUGGGCACCACCCUUCCUCUUUUGUCCUUGGCUGACCAAAACAAAACUUCCGUGUUGUGUAAAUAGCAGAGGUGUGCCCCGCCUCACCCACCACCCCCCCUUGGCACUUUCCUGGCUCCAGGCUUGGGCCUCGAUUUGCCUGGCUUGCCAACAGCCAGCCCGCACCAGUGUCCGCACCAGUGUCGGCCGUGUUCCUGCGUUUUGUCUUGAUCGUAAUGCUGCUUUACCCAGGUCCCUCCCAGGGGCUGGAAGGAGCCGCCUCUUCCCUGACCCGGGCGCCCCACUUCAUGCUCCCGCCCGGGGGAAGGGAAGGGUCAGAGUGGCCCUGCCCCAGUAACAUCCCCCCUCCCACUGCCGGGGCCCGAAAGAGUCGUUUGUGCAAUAAACAACGUUAGAUCUGG